AAUAUGUAAUUCUAAUUCUAGAGUGGCCAAUAAGAAACAGUGAGCAGGAGACUUAACGGUCAAAUUGACGGGUGAAGAGCCAAGAAAUGGUCGCCGGAGAUCCCGGCGUUGUCGUCUCCAGGCUGAAGAGAGAAGACUGUAAGCACACCAAACACGACCGCCACUUUUCAAGAUGGGAGAUUCUGGUUGGCCCAUCUGAUUGGGAAGACCAUUCUCUGGGAAAGGAAGGAGCAGAAAGGUACAGGGUUCAUAAUCUCCCAAAAAAUUCAGGUCCAGGAGUAUAUGAACUUGGCAUUGCUGUAUCUCGAACUGGUUUCGGCCGUGAAAUAGGCAAGCUUAUACCAGAACGGAUAGUUGUCGUUUACCUUGGACAAGCUGAUAGUGUGAGGACUCGACUUCAGCGGUAUGGCCGGAGUGGUGCUCAUCUGGGCAAUAGCUACUCCUCUGGUUUCUCAAUUGACUCUAAAGAGGCUCUUCAGAAGGGACCUGGAUUGUUUGAGGAGAUUCUGUUAAGCGGCUAUCCAAUUGUCUUUAGAUGGGCACCUAUGCCGAGCAAAAGUGACGCAAUAAGAAUAGAAACUCAACUGCUUAACACAUUUGAUUAUGCAUGGAACACAAGCAUUAAUGGCUCACGGCGCCCCAAUGAUAUCCUUCAAAAGUUAAAGAAAAUUUCUUCAUCUACCACCCACUUUUAUGAUAGUGUACUUAAGCUUGUACCUUUCAGUCAAAAGCAAGUAGGUAUAAGAAUCGAAGCAAGAAAAUCGCCUUCAACAGAGGGCAAAUUCAAUCCUCGUGUCGAUGAAGAGAGCCACAAUUUCCUUUCUCGAGUUUUCAAGUUUAGAAGGUCCCAGCCCAAGUUGGUUUUGGAUAGAAGUACCAUUCCUCCAGAGGACAGGACCACCAUUUGUGGUGUAGUUUUGGGUCAUGAUUCCAUUUGUAGAAGGCCACCAGUCGAAGGAAGGAAAAGAUGUGCUGAUCACAAAGGGAUGAGGGUUAAAGGGACAGUUAAGGUUGAGAUAUCGAAUAGCAAUGAGGACUCAAAAGGGGUGUCACAGGUUACGGUCAACUAUCUUACCAGUGAGAGCUUCACUCCUACUUGUGGAUUCAUCUUAGCUGAUGGCUCUCCUUGCAAAAGUCAGCCAAUUAAAGGAAACAAAAGGUGUAUUGAGCAUAAAGGAAGGAGAAUUCGUAAACCCAAUUUUGUCUUAGUCCAAAAUGAAAAAAUAGACCAUCUUCUUCAAUCAGUGGUUUCCUGAUAUAUUUUUGAGGGAAAUUUGCAAAUCUGAGAAAGUUCAAGUUAGAAUUUUUUUCAAAGAGCUCUAACAACUGGUCUGGAUACCCAUUCGAAUAAGAUUAGGCCUUGGGGUAACAUAUUUACCAACAAGUUCAGCUACACAAAACAAAAUCCCAUUUGUUGUACAAGAGUUAUGAAUAAGAGACUACUAAUUUAUCAUUCCCUCACACAAGGAGGGAGCAAUCACAGCUUAUUAUUCUUUGUUCGAGUAAAAAAAAGGUGCUUGUUUCUGUUGUGGAUUAUUUUGUUCAAUUACUUCACAUAAUUAUUGAUUUAUUCAUCUGUA
Messenger RNA from Cannabis sativa, 1580 nucleotides. Its product is annotated as protein EFFECTOR OF TRANSCRIPTION 2. Gene Ontology annotation, molecular function: DNA binding. The transcript is spliced from 3 exons. The record is from RefSeq and is a predicted model, not a curated record. Lineage: Eukaryota; Viridiplantae; Streptophyta; Magnoliopsida; Rosales; Cannabaceae. The coding region runs from base 87 to 1256 and encodes 389 amino acids. Gene Ontology annotation, biological process: regulation of DNA-templated transcription.